Messenger RNA from Hydractinia symbiolongicarpus, 3401 nucleotides. RefSeq names its product zinc finger FYVE domain-containing protein 1-like. The record is from RefSeq and is a predicted model, not a curated record. Bases 188 to 2554 code for a protein of 788 amino acids. Lineage: Eukaryota; Metazoa; Cnidaria; Hydrozoa; Anthoathecata; Hydractiniidae. Gene Ontology annotation, molecular function: metal ion binding. The transcript is spliced from 10 exons.
AGAUGUAAACAAGCGGUAGAAAAUCUUUUCAGUUUUAUUAGGUUAAAACAAGCGAUACAGCUAAAGCUAAUUAUUAUACUGUUAUUUGGAAGUUGUUAUUUAAAAAUAUGCCUGACAGCUAGGUAAAAGUAUAUGGAGUAUCUAACACGAAAAUACUUUUAUUACAAUGGACAUGAACUACUAAAAAAUGGCAGAGGUUUCCUGCAGCAGUAUCAGCAGCAGGUCAUUUUCCAAAGAGGAAACAAAUAUGGCGGCUGACCAAGCCCUGCUAAAGAAAUCUAACUCAAACAUAUAUGGUGAUACAGAUUCUUUAAGGUGUGAUAGAUGUAGAAGUAAAAAGAAAAGACCAUCUGUAGUUUGCAUAGAUUGUGGUGAUUUGGUUUUAUGUAAUGAGUGUAAUCAAAAAGUUCAUAAGGAGAUCAUGCAAAUGCACCAAUUUCAUGAACUAAAUAUUAGCUCUAAAGAAAAAAACAAAUUUUCUAAUGGUGUUGUUGCAUCCUCAAACCAAAGCAAUGCUGCAGAACUUGAUAUCAUACAAACUGAUGUGCCAAAAAGCUUGCUGCUCAUAGAUAGCAGCGAGAAACUAAAAGUAAAAUCAGAAGGGGAUUUUAAAGCACUUUUAUCCUGUCAAGAUAACCCAAGAGUGAAAGUAGUUUCAAUCUUUGGAAAUACGGGGGAUGGAAAAUCACACACACUAAAUCAUACUUUUUUUAAUGGAGUUGAGGUUUUUGACACAUCACCUUGCCAGAAGUCAUGUACUGUUGGAGUUUGGGCAGCAUAUGACAAGACACACAAAGUCAUAAUAUUAGAUACUGAAGGUUUGCUUGGAGUAUCUGAGAACACUAACCAACGAAUGAGGUUGCUGCUGAAGAUACUUGCAAUAUCUGAUAUUGUAAUUUACAGAACUAGGGCAGAAAGGUUACAUAGUGACAUGUUUGCUUUUCUUGGAGAUGCAUCAGAAGCAUAUCUUAAGUAUUUUACAAAAGACUUACAAUCUGUCAAACAAAGAGGGAAAAUGAUGGAAACUACACCCUUGUGCAAUCUGGGUCCAUCAAUUAUUAUAUUCCAAGAGACCCAUUACACCACUCCACUUGGCCAUGAAAAUGGUAGUACUUUAAGCAACCAAAGUGAAAACACACCUGAAGAGAUUUUACGUGAAAACUUUGCCAACAUUGGUCGUAACCCUGCAGCCUUUAGUUCUAUCAGUUAUGUUGGAACUCGAACUCAAGGAAAUCCAACUGAUUUUUCAAUUCUUUUAAAAGAAGUACAACUUCAUGUAAAAAACAGUGCAGUUCGUUCACCAAGACCAGCUUCAGUCAUUUUCAAUGCACUUGUGCAUCUUAAUUCCAAAUUUGGUGAUGAAAUAAAUGGUGUCAUUCCAAAUAGUUUUCCAGAUGAAUACUUUACCUGCACCUUUAAAUGUCAGUCCUGCAGUGCUCGCUGUGAAAGUUGUAUGAACCAUGAAGAAGAAAACAAGCCACAUAUGUCAUCAUUACGGUGUAAAUAUCAGGCGCAGUUUGAGAAUCGAGUAUACAUUUGCAAGAUAUGCUAUGAGAAAGGUGUUGAAUCUAUGGUUUUCCCCAAAACUGCUGAAGCUCAAGAUUCGCAUCUAAUAGGACUUGCCAAGUUUGCCUGGUCUGGCUAUGUGUUAGAGUGUCCUGAAUGUGGUGUGAUUUACCGAAGUAGACAGUAUUGGUAUGGUAAUCGGGAUCCUGUUGAAAAUUCCGUUCGUGCUGAAAUCAAACAUUGCUGGCCGGGGACACGAUUGCCACAUGGAAAUCAAAAUGCGGCACGCAGGCUUCUUGAUGGUGUACAUUCUCUGGCUUCAAAAAUUACUAAUGUUAGUGCAAAACCGACACAAGUUGUAACGAACUGGGUGACUGACAAAGUUGCACCAUCCUACUGGACACCGAAUUAUUUGAUAUUUGAAUGCAUCAAGUGCGGAAAAGACUUCGAAGAAUUUGAAAAGAAGCAUCAUUGCAGAGCAUGUGGGCAAGGGUUUUGUGAUACGUGUACACAACACCGCAUUCCUGUCCCUGAUCGGGGAUGGGGAGACACGCCUGUUCGAGUGUGUGAUCGAUGUUUUAUUGGAUCUGGUCUUGAUGAUCAAGCGAAUAAUCUUAAUGAUAAUAUUGAUGUGAGUGAGCUCUUAGAAGCAUUGAAUGAUGAUCCUGAGCUAGAAACUGGUGAAAUGGUGGCUGUGAAAACCGCUCAAAAUAUACCUGUUCGCCACCCUCCCGAUGUUGUGACCACAAGAAAAGUGACUGAAACUGUACAUUCUACGUUGUCUUACUUAACUAGUACAUUGGAAUACCCUUUGGAAUACCUGGUUGACUCAGCGAGACCCGAGUACUGGAUUCCAGACUCUAAAAUUCCUGAUUGUUUUAUGUGCAAGCGAGAGUUUAAAAGUUCCGAGUCGAAACAUCAUUGCAGAAGUUGUGGACAGGGAUUUUGUGGAGAUUGCUCAACGCAGCGGCUUCCUGUACCAAGUCGUGGCUGGGAUUACCCAGUACGAGUGUGCGACACUUGCGCACAAAAAAAAGGACCACUCUGAGUUAUUUUGUUGAGAAUAUGUCUUUGUUUAUAUGAAUUUGCUUAUCUUUUUUAUGUAUAAUAUAUUUAUAGUUCUAUUAUACAAACAAUUGGCUACUCAUGCAACUUCAUACCAAUACUUCUUUAGGAGGAAUAGGUGUGAAGUUGGUUGCAAUCAUUGUUUACAGUGAAUUUAAUGUUUUAAGUUUUUUUAAGUUUUUAAUUAUGCAAAUGCUUGAAUAAACGUCCGUUGUAAAAUAACCGCUCCACUUUAUUAAAUGCCUGUACUUAAAUAACCGCCCUAAUCCAAUAAACCGUGAGGCAAACGCCUGGCUUACUUAAUAAACAACCAACCUUUUUCCCUUUAACACCACUUAAAAAAAAGAAGGAAAUUUUUUAUUUUGAGGGUUAAUACCGCUUUAGGGUAUACAUUGUUUUUUCUUUGAACUGCUGUGUGAUAUUUGUAGAGACCACCCUACCCUCUAUCCCUGCCCCUGAAUGGACGCCUGGACUAGUCCCCUAAAUAAACGGUCAAUCAUAAAAAGUUUAAAAUUUAGAUGUUUAUUCAAUCUUUUGCAGUACGUGGUUUAAAAUUAUGGAAUAUAUAUUUUUGACAGUAUCCAAAGUAUAGUCGAGAUUAAAAGAGCCUUCAGAUAGACCGCUUCAUCAUUUCUCCGCAGUUAUCCAAGUAAAUUGUUACUUUGUUUUCGAGUGAAAAAAAGUUGAAGUAAUUUAUUUGUAUUAUGUGGUAUUAUUUUUGUGUUUUUAAAAUUUGAAAAUAUAUAUACUAAAAAUAUUAAAAAAAGCUAUUGAUGGGUUGUUUUAAGAUUGUAUAGAUUUAAGUAUAUAAUACAUUUGUUAUUGUUUUA